AUGCACAAGCGGUGCGGGCCCUCAGAUAGCGAGGACGAGAGCACCGAGCGGAAGAGGGCCCGACUUCAGCGAGCCCUGGCGGCGGGCACCUUCCCCGAGGGAUCGGACCCGUUCCCAGAGUCGGCCCUAGCUCUUAGCUGUGGAUCCUGUGCGACGCCGUUGUGGAAGACAGCCGCGAGCCAAAAGAACUCCCUGAAGGAGGAGAGCCGCGCUCCACCACGGCCUCCCUUGCGCGACUUCUCUGUGUCCAUGCCGCGGCUCUCGCUGUCGGACGUGGACUUGAACUUGUUGCCGCAGCAGGUAAAGGCUGCCCUUGACUUCCUUGUCCUUCUGAACCCAUGCGAUAUUGUGACCGAUGCCUUGGCUGCGCAGCAGCCAACCUUGCUUCCUCCGCAGCAGGAGGCCCAUCGCGGCAGGCGGACACUGGUUCUGGACUUGGAUGAGACUCUGGUGCAUUGCCACUGCCAGGCAGUUCCCAGCUUGGGGAGUGCCGACUUGGACUUGGAGCUCGAGUCCGGCGAGCCCAAGGUCGUGAUGAAAGCCAAGGUGUACGUGAGGCCGAGUGCCCGUCGCCUGUUGCUGUUGGCAGCGGAGAAGUUCGAAGUGGUGGUUUUCACGGCCUCGGCUAGCAUCUAUGCUGACAAGGUCCUGGACUUCCUGGAUCCAGGACGGAUUCUCAUCACGCACCGCUUGUACAGAGAAGCUUGCACCGAGAUUGCCGGGGGCCACUUCAAGGACCUUCGAAAGCUCGGCAGGCCCAUGAAGGAUGUGCUUCUGGUGGACAACUCACCUUUGGCACCCGGACUUGUUCCGGAGAACGGACUUCUUGUGUCGAGCUGGUACGGCGAUGACUGGCAGGAUACGGAGCUCAACAGCGUGGCCGUGCUCUUGAACAAGCUCGCGGCUGCGAAAUCCUUGCCGCAGUAUCUGGAGCAGCGCUACGGCUUCAAGUCCUUCUUGCAGGAGCUUCGAAGUGCCUCGGUGCGCAACACCAAGCCCUUACUCAGCGCGGCGACGGUCCGGCUGCAGAUGUGGGGGAUGAAUGCUGGGAGUGCGGUAACCCAGGUUAGAAGGAGGUGA
Symbiodinium sp. CCMP2456 is the source of this 1080-nucleotide messenger RNA. The record is from the annotation of a GenBank genome assembly. NCBI's taxonomy places the organism in Eukaryota, Dinophyceae, Suessiales, Symbiodiniaceae.